Messenger RNA from Porites lobata, 1134 nucleotides. NCBI's taxonomy places the organism in Eukaryota, Metazoa, Cnidaria, Anthozoa, Scleractinia, Poritidae. The record is from the annotation of a GenBank genome assembly.
AUGCGAAGGGCAGCAUUUGUCAGUGCACUUAAAGAUCACUUCUGGGAAGCAGAAGGAACUGAAGUAUCUCAACAGGCAGUUUUAGAGGUGCUGCACUUGGAUCAAACACAGAAGGUCCAAGCCACAAAUGCUACGAAGGAAGCCUUUCCUAACUGCCUGGUUGCUCGUACCCGUAAGUCUGACGGAAAGCAAAAGGUGACAGUGUACAAGAAUGUGGCCAAAAAAAAAUCGUUUACAUUGUCAGUGGAAGAGCCAUCUUUGUCAUUGGAUGAGACAUCCGAAAUCGCAAAUAUUAAACGGCUGAUUGCAAAUGCUUCUACAGAAAUUGAGUCCAUUAUUCAGCGCUUUAACAUUCAGUUAACAGCUGAAAAUAUUCAAAGAGAUGUUGUGCGUGCUUUGGUUGAAAUGCAAAGCAAGUUGCAGAGUAGGAUUCAAGAACUUUCAGGUACCUUGGAACAUCUGUAUGAAAGGGAAGUUCAGAGACUCUUACAAAGCCAGUCUCAAUGUGAUGUGCUUUGUGCAAAUGACAGAGCUGAACUCAUUAAGGAAAUGGACACAUUUAUCAGCUUUCUCAACAUUGGACUUGAGACACAGGAUUUGUCAGAAGUUGAUGUGAGUGGAGUAUUUAGCACACUACCUGUGAAUACAAGGGAGCAGUGCCCCCUCCUUUUUAUUGUUUUGGACACCCUGGUACUUCACAAAACUGAUGGAAGGGAGGUGUCAGAGAUGCGAGUACGUAGUGCUGUUCAUUCUCUAGCUGUAUUGGUCAGCUUGAAAAGUCAGAAAAUUCAAAAUGAUUUUAAAAUCUUGUUUACUUGUCUGUGUAUAUCCUUUGGAGCUGGUAUGCGAUUUAUUGGAAAGCUGAAUCAUCUUGGUUUAACUGUUAGCUGGGAGAAGGCAAUGAAGUUUUUUGAUGGCCGCAAAGCUAAGAAACAAGAAGAAAUUUCUAAACAAACUCCCACAGAUUCUCCAGUAAUCUUAAUGUUUGAUAAUAUCAACAUGUACAGAGGAAAGCACAAACACUUGCGGCUAUUUAAGUACAUUGGCCCUAUGAUGUGGAACUUUACAGGUCAAGCUGUACUGAUUCCAAAUGUAGAGGGUUUAGAAAACAUCCUCCAAGACAAAGAUGCUUAA